Messenger RNA from Mauremys mutica (yellowpond turtle), 4320 nucleotides. RefSeq names its product doublecortin like kinase 2 (gene DCLK2). Bases 933 to 3278 code for a protein of 781 amino acids. Gene Ontology annotation, cellular component: axoneme. Gene Ontology annotation, molecular function: ATP binding; protein kinase activity. The record is from RefSeq and is a predicted model, not a curated record. The transcript is spliced from 17 exons. Lineage: Eukaryota; Metazoa; Chordata; Testudines; Geoemydidae. Gene Ontology annotation, biological process: protein phosphorylation; intracellular signal transduction; axoneme assembly.
UUGCCAUUAACGCGGACUGGCCGGGUUGCAGUCGCAGCUCGCUUCUCCGGUUGGAGCCUCAGCGCCCGGCUAUAGAAAGGCAUAGGCGGGAGGGAAACUAGGGGGCCGGGCGUUUGCUUUUGCACAGGGCAGUUCCGCUAACAGCCUUCCCCAGCUGCGGCUCCUACCCGCUGGAGCUGUGCAGGGCGGGACCGCUGACUCGGGGGCUGUCUGCUCCCGGAGGAGCCUGGAUUUGUGCCUCUCCUCUGCGCCUUGUGGGCGAGCGGCAGCCGCGAGAGGCAUCCCCCUGCCUGCAAUCCGCCCAUGUGAUCCGAGCCCCGCGGGCUCCCGGCGCGCUGUGGGGGGCAAUUGACGCUGGGCAUUCCGGAUUGGAAGGCGCUGGGAGCGGGCGGGAGAGAGAUGCCUUCCCCACCCCCACCUCCUCCGCAGAGAAUGGCAUGAUUGGGGACAUCAUGGCUAGCAGCAUCCUCUUUAUUGUGUGAGGCUGCGUGGCCACAGCGCGGAGCCAGCAGCCCCCGCCAGCAACUCCUCAGCCUCCCGAAGUUUGUGCCCCAUGUCCUAGCUGCUGCUGCGUCCGGCCGCGAGGUGCUGAGUUAGGCUCUCCUGAGGCAGGCAGCAGGGAUGCGUUUGUGAGUGGGUGCGUGUGUGUCUUAAGAGGGGGGCAAAGAUCAUCACGCCGCAGGACAGUUAGUCCCAAGGGCAACGUUGGCGCUUAGGGGGUGUAAAUACCGAGCAGGGUAGGUGCAGCUCUCUCGCCAGACCCUUCCAGGCGGGGUGGCUCGGCGUGAUGCUAAAUUAGGUGUGCGCUGUAUCUGCAUGCCCUGAGCCAGGCUUAGCGGCAGGUUUCUGGGGACUGGGCCCCGGAGGGUCUGGGGCAAAAGCAGGGGGACUAGCUGUUGGAAGGGGGGAGGGUGCAAUAAAUAAAGCAAUAAAUGGCCAGCAACAGGAGCAUUGAGCUGGAGCACUUUGAGGAGCGGGACAAAAGGCAGCAGCGUUCCGGGGCCCGCAGAGCGGGGACCGGCUCGAGUUGCAGCAGCAGCUCCGGGCCCAAGGGAAACGGGCUCAUCCCAAGCCCCGCGCACAGCGCCCACUGCAGCUUCUACCGCACGCGGACGCUGCAGGCCCUCAGCUCCGAGAAGAAAGCAAAGAAAGCCCGGUUCUACCGCAAUGGGGACAGGUACUUCAAGGGCUUGGUGUUUGCCGUUUCCAGCGACCGCUUUCGCUCCUUCGAUGCUCUCCUGAUCGAGCUCACCAGGUCGCUGUCGGACAAUGUGAACCUGCCCCAGGGGGUCCGCACCAUCUACACCAUUGAUGGCAGCAGGAAACUCACCAGCUUGGAGGAGCUAGUGGAAGGUGAAAGUUAUGUAUGUGCAUCCAAUGAACCAUAUCGCAAAGUUGAUUAUACCAAGAAUGUCAAUCCAAACUGGUCUGUGAAUAUUAAGACUGGGUCUGCUCGAUCCUUGACAUCUCUGACAUCGAUGAAAAGUGAAGUGAAGGAGAGUAAAGAUUUCAUUAAACCCAAACUGGUGACUGUUAUUCGGAGUGGAGUGAAGCCACGGAAAGCUGUGAGAAUUCUGCUGAAUAAAAAGACUGCUCAUUCCUUUGAACAGGUUUUGACUGACAUCACAGAAGCCAUUAAGUUAGAUUCAGGCAUUGUCAAGAGACUUGUAACACUAGAUGGGAAGCAGAUUACCUGCUUGCAAGACUUUUUUGGAGAUGAUGAUGUUUUCAUUGCCUGCGGACCUGAGAAAUAUCGUUAUGCUCAAGAUGACUUUGUACUGGAUCAUAGUGAAUGUCGUGUUAUGAAGUCGUCAUAUUCCCGUUCACCUGGUACACCAAGACAAUCUGGAUCCAAAAGCCCAGGACCCUCACGUCGAAGCAAGUCACCUGCUUCAGUAAAGAGGGGUGGCCACUACUCCAGUGCUUAUUCUACAGCAAAAUCCCCAGUCAAUGGAACACCCAGCAGCCAGAUAUCCACUCCAAAAUCUACCAAGUCCUCCAGCUCUUCACCAACCAGCCCGGGGAGCUUUCGUGGACUCAAGAUUUCUCCACACUGUGGCUCUUCUUCCAAUGUGAAUGGUGUGCCUGAACUAUUCCAUUGCAUAAGUCCUGAAGGUGUGAAUGGAAACAAGUGCUCAGGGUCAUCCACUGUUCUUGAGAAAUACAGAGUGGGAAAGGUGAUUGGUGAUGGCAAUUUUGCUGUAGUAAAGGAGUGCAUAGAACGAGCCACUGGAAAGGAGUUUGCACUGAAGAUUAUAGACAAGGCAAAAUGCUGUGGAAAGGAGCAUCUGAUAGAGAAUGAGGUAUCCAUACUGCGCCAAGUGAAACACACCAAUAUCAUCAUGCUGAUAGAGGAGAUGGACACUCCAACAGAACUCUAUCUGGUAAUGGAGUUAGUUAAGGGAGGAGACCUAUUUGAUGCUAUCACUUCUUCAACAAAGUAUACGGAGAGAGAUGGUAGCGCAAUGGUCUACAAUCUAGCCAGUGCACUGAAAUACCUCCAUGGUCUCAACAUUGUGCACAGAGACAUUAAGCCAGAGAAUCUCCUGGUAUGCGAGUAUUCAGAUGGAACCAAGUCCUUGAAGCUUGGGGACUUCGGACUGGCCACAGUGGUUGAAGGACCCUUAUAUACAGUCUGUGGCACCCCUACAUACGUGGCUCCAGAAAUCAUUGCAGAGACAGGCUACGGCUUAAAGGUGGAUAUUUGGGCUGCAGGUGUGAUCACAUACAUACUGCUUUGUGGAUUCCCACCUUUUCGCAGUGAGAACAAUCUUCAGGAAGAUCUCUUUGAUCAGAUCCUCAUUGGAAAGCUAGAAUUUCCCUCUCCGUACUGGGAUAACAUCACUGACUCAGCUAAGGAAUUAAUUGGUCUGAUGCUACAGGUAAACGUAGAAGCUCGAUAUACAGCAGCACAGAUCCUAGGCCAUCCCUGGGUGUCCGAUGAUGCCUUGCAGGAGAAUAAUAUGCAAGCUGAAGUAACAGGUAAACUGAAGCAGCACUUUAACAACAUGCUACCCAAGCAGAACAAUACAACUGCUGGGGUCUCUAUCAUCAUGAACACAGCUCUAGAUAAGGAAAGUCAGAUUUUCUGCAACAAGCACUCUCAGGACUCUAAUAGAGCGGGUAUGCAGAAAACUUCUGUGAUUAUUGCUGCAGCUCAAGAUCCUCAUGUGGCUGGGUCCAAGAACCUCUCCCCUGCUGCUUCUGAGCCAAUCAAAUCCCCCACACAGCCUGACUCAGCAUGUUAUGAGAAUUCUGGGGAAAAGCUCGCUCUGUAGAAGUAACUUAAACCAAAGCCAACUUCUAGGCCAGUAGACCCCUUAAACUUAAUGAACAUCCAUCACAUGUGUGGUUUGCUCCCACUCUCUCAUGGCAAGCCCCAGGCAGACUGUCAAUAGGUGGGUGGAGGAAGUGUGUGCUGUAGCUUUGAGUGCUCUUCCAGCCUUUGGCUUCUGAACAUUAAGAGGGGGGAAGAAAUUCUGAAUGUUUAGAUUCGUUUUUAUCAUUGGAGUUGGUUUAAUGAAAUGCAUUUCUCACACCCUAGGAAUCUGACUAACUACACAUUAGAUUAAGCUAAACAAGAACAUAAUAUGGAUGAACAGUUACAAGGCCUCACGUAUGCGCAAACAGACUCUCCCAGUCAACAGAACUUGUUCCCAGAAAAGGCGUAUGCCCACAAAAAGCUGUAUUUUUCUCUCCUGUCCUAGUGGCUACAGUGAGUUGAGCUGAAGAGACAUGUUUCCAUGAAAAACUUGAGUGGAUUAACUGUAUAAUAUUGAAAGACAAGUUUCUCAGAGAAGGGGUCACUUUUCUUCAGACUUCAAGAUAGUGUUUAGAUAAGAACUUCAAAUAACUUUGGAUGUAAUAACAUGAACUCUGGGCAUUUAUUGGGCUGAAGACUGCAGUCAAGAUAGCUUUUUCAUUCUAGCUAUUGUGUAUCCUCCCCCAACAACUAUUAGAAACAAUAAAACUUCUUUGAAGGGAAAGCUUGCUGCAUGUUACAUAAGUUAGGAUGGAGCAGUUCCUAGUUCUAGGGCAAGCUAACUAAUAGAACUACCACUACCCACCAUAAAUAGCUGCCAAUAUUUUAUUACCAUCCCCAUCUUCAUCUAGUGCAGGAACUGGAAACCAUAAGGGGGGAGACACUGAUCUGCAGUCAAGGAUGGAAAGUGUUUUAUCUUUAUCAUUCUGCUGGGUUCAAUAGUGUAUGUAUUCUGCUUAUUCAUUUCCUCUGCUUGUUGAUGAGAAAAAUUGGUCUUAGUUCAUUUUCUUUGUUAGCUUUUACUAGAAUUGUAACACAGACCUGCAAUAAUAAACUUU